AGAGGGCGCGGACGUGUGCUAAAUGGAACAACAUUAAUAAUAUCAAAUAAAACAAAAUUAACAAAUCAUCAACAAUUUCAUCUAGAACUCGUAAAGUUAUUGUAUUCGGAAUGGUCGUGAUGGCUGUAAGGGUUAAAGAUAUUGGGGAUAAUGUUACUUUAGCAAGGGAGAUGUUGAUGCUAGGGAAUUAUGAAAGCUCGGAGGUUUAUUAUGAGGGUGUACUACAGAUGAUUAACAGACUAAUCUUAAAUAUACCUGAGGCAGGAAGGAAGAAUAAAUGGCAGGAGGUCCAGAAGUUAAUAGCUGAAGAGUAUGAGCAUCUGAAAGUCCUGAAAAACAUGCUGAACAAUUGGAGGAUGGAAAUCAGUGGAGAGACACCAAUUGGGGCUAGGAGACCAUCUUUGAGAGAUGAUCCAGUCAGAGAUAUUAGUGAUUUAUUAUCAUUGGAUUCACUUGGACUGCAUGACCCUGAUGUAUGGCCAGCACCCAUAGCAGUUGAUCACAGUUUUGGUAACAACAGGACCAAUGGCCCUGCAAAGUCCAGAAUCACUAAAAAACCAGAUCCCAAGAAGCCGAUUAACUAUAGCAGAACUAAUUCUUCAACGGCAGCAUCGAAGAGGAAAGAAAUAAACAGACCUGGCAAGAGCACAAACAAGGAGGAUCGACCGUCGUCGUCCAAGUCCGAACGUAAUCAAGAUAAUAGUAAAGCUGAGAAAGAAGAAAAUACUGAGAAGGAAAAGGGAGAAGCUGAACCUGAGGAGAGGAAAUUUGAAUGUCACGGGAUGGAGCGCGAAUUGGCAGAUACGCUUGAGAGAGAUAUCGUGCAGAAGAAUCCUAAUAUUAGAUGGGACGACAUUGCAGACUUACAAGAAGCUAAAAGAUUGCUAGAGGAGGCGGUUGUUUUACCGAUGUGGAUGCCAGAAUUCUUCAAAGGCAUCCGAAGGCCAUGGAAGGGUGUUCUAAUGGUAGGACCACCAGGAACGGGAAAAACAAUGUUGGCAAAAGCUGUUGCUACUGAAUGUGGCACAACAUUUUUUAAUGUUUCAUCGAGUACACUAACAUCAAAAUAUAGAGGAGAGUCCGAAAAGAUGGUCCGGCUGCUUUUCGAGAUGGCAAGAUUUUAUGCUCCCAGUACUAUCUUCAUAGAUGAGAUAGAUUCGCUUUGUUCUCGCAGAGGAUCCGAGUCCGAGCAUGAAGCAUCUCGCAGGGUGAAAUCAGAAUUACUGGUGCAAAUGGAUGGUAUAACGGCAAAUAACGAUGAACCCGGUAAGGUAGUUAUGGUGCUUGCUGCCACAAACUUUCCUUGGGAUAUAGACGAGGCUUUAAGACGUCGAUUAGAGAAGCGCAUUUAUAUUCCUCUUCCCACCGAAGAAGGACGGGAAGCUUUGCUAAAAAUCAACUUGCGCGAAGUGAAGUUGGAUCCAGAUGUGAAUCUCAUUGAUAUUGCCAAGAAACUGGACGGCUAUUCUGGAGCGGAUAUCACAAACGUCUGCAGAGAUGCAUCGAUGAUGUCGAUGCGUCGUAAGAUCUUCGGAUUGAAACCGGAUCAGAUAAAACAACUACCCAAGGAGGAGCUCGAUCUACCCGUUACUGUGCGCGAUUUCGAGGAAGCCGUCGAGAAAAAUAAUAAGAGCGUCUCCAAGGAUGACUUAGAUAAGUAUGAUAAGUGGAUGAAUGAGUUCGGAUCUUCAUGAUAGUAUUGCAGAAAAAUCCUAUUUCACCGCUUUCAUUUAUUAACACACCAACUUAAGACACGGAUCUUAAUAUUUCAUAUCAAAAUGAAAAACAUUAUAAAAUACACAUAUAAUUAUAAUUCUAU
This is a messenger RNA of Nicrophorus vespilloides, 1819 nucleotides long. RefSeq names its product katanin p60 ATPase-containing subunit A-like 1. Gene Ontology annotation, biological process: microtubule severing. Gene Ontology annotation, cellular component: microtubule cytoskeleton. Lineage: Eukaryota; Metazoa; Arthropoda; Insecta; Coleoptera; Silphidae. The record is from RefSeq and is a predicted model, not a curated record. Gene Ontology annotation, molecular function: microtubule severing ATPase activity; ATP binding; ATP hydrolysis activity. The coding region runs from base 111 to 1694 and encodes 527 amino acids. The transcript has 4 exons.